Pelmatolapia mariae (spotted tilapia) is the source of this 3633-nucleotide messenger RNA. RefSeq names its product serine/threonine-protein kinase NIM1. Gene Ontology annotation, cellular component: cytoplasm. The transcript is spliced from 4 exons. Gene Ontology annotation, biological process: intracellular signal transduction; protein phosphorylation; microtubule cytoskeleton organization. The record is from RefSeq and is a predicted model, not a curated record. Gene Ontology annotation, molecular function: ATP binding; protein serine/threonine kinase activity; tau-protein kinase activity. NCBI's taxonomy places the organism in Eukaryota, Metazoa, Chordata, Actinopteri, Cichliformes, Cichlidae. The coding region runs from base 78 to 1424 and encodes 448 amino acids.
GUGAGGACUGCUUUAGUCCACUGAAGCUCCAUUCACAUGUUCAGCCACAGUCAGGUGUUACACUCUGAGGAAGAGAUAUGAAGGACUCACAGCUCCCAGCCAUCAAAAUGCAUCUAUGGCCGAAACAGAAAACGAGCAAAAAAUCCAAUAAUGACUCUCCGAAGACGCAAAAACCAGCCAAGCCCCUGGCUUCUGCUGCCACGUGUGCCAUCCCGCAGCUGACUGACGCAGAGAGGAGAGAGCAGUCUCCAUUUGAGAGGAUCGUCUAUGACAUGACACACAACGAGAAGAUCGUCAAUGACCUGGUGCUCGGUCGAAGGAUCGGCUUUUACGAGCUGCGUGGAGAAAUCGGGCAAGGCAACUUCUCUACAGUCAGGCUGGGCAUCCAUGCCUUGACGAAAGAGAGAGUAGCUGUUAAAAUCAUGGACAAGCUGCAUCUGGAUAAGAAGAAACAGCCUCUGACUUCCUCAGAGAUCAGCUGCAUGGAGAAGCUGUGCCACCCCAACAUAGUGCGCCUUUAUGAGGUGAUGGAGACGAGCCGGAAGCUGUAUCUGGUCAUGGAGUACGGCAGCGGUGGAGACUUGUUCUCUCGAAUCACCACGAGGGGGAAGCUUAACGACCUGGAAGCCAAGCUGGUCUUCGCACAAAUCGUCUCUGCUGUUAAGCACAUGCACGACUGCAACAUCAUCCACCGAGACCUGAAACCGGAGAAUAUCUUCUACACCACCAGCUUUUGCAUCAAAGUUGGGGAUUUUGGCUUCAGCACAGAGAGCAGCCCUGCUGAGCUUCUCACCACUUUCUGUGGCUCUCCGCCCUACGCUGCUCCUGAACUUUUUAAGGAAAAGGGAUACUCUGGACGUUACUCAGACAUUUGGGCUUUAGGUAUUCUCUUGUACUUCAUAGCAACAGCAACGUUACCCUUUUAUGGGGAAAAUCUGGGCAGGCUGAAGCGCUGCAUCCUCCAGGGGGCUUACCGUAUCCCCUCUUAUGUGCCAGAUCCGUGCCAGCUGGUCAUCAAAGGCAUGCUGCGGAUUGUGCCUGCUGAUCGCUCCUCUUUAACGCAGAUUUCAGACAGUGCUUGGCUGAAGGGGAUCGAGUUCCCUCGUCCCUAUACGCUGUUGCCGCUGUCUCCCGCUCACUUUGCCCAGACAAAUCAGACUCUGUGUGUGGAAGAGCAAGAGGUAAAGAGUUUGCUGUCGGAUCUCGGGGUCGUGGCGCUUCAUUUCCAGAAUAACCCCUGCUUGGACUGCAGGAAUCCACUGACAGGGGCCUAUCGGAUCCUCCUCCAUCGAGUCCAGAAGAGGAGGUCGGUCGAGGCUGUGGGUUACUCUUUGCUCCAACCAGAUGAGUACGAGAGUCCGAGCAAGUGGUCUGCAGCAUCAGUUGACAAACACAAUCCUUCCACUGUAUGUGCAAUACUAUAAUGACAAAGAACUGCACUGGACUCCUUCAUUUGUGGCACCAAAGCGACUUUAUCACAUGUGUGCGCUCUCAUGCAGUCCAGGUAGUAUGUUACACACAGACUGAAGUAGCAGUGGCAGUGGAUGUGGAGGUCAGAGUGGACAGUUGUUUUCUACAUUGUAAAUCAAUUACAGCUCAUAGACCAGGACAUGCCUGUGAUUACAUCACCAACGGCAAGAUUACUGACGCAGAACACCUAUCAAUCACUGAAUGGCUAUCAGCAUCUUCCAAUCCUUCUUAGUCAGGACAUAAAUCUGACCUAAUCCAGGUAAGCCUAAUGAGAGAGCCACAAGGGAGCAUGCUUGGCCCAACAGAAAGUAAAAAAGAAAAUGUGUCUCAGGAGGAAAUACAAGAAAAAGAGAGAAAACAAAAAAUAAAUUGUAAAAUUAGCCUACCACAUUUGCAUUACAGCAAAUGCCUCAAAUGCCUUCAUUGGGUAUGCAUGUGACAUAAAAGUGAUUAUAAAUGCAGUUCAUGUUGUUCACUAAGGAGGAGAGUCAAGAGCACAAUGAAUGUUGAGAGUUUACCUUGGUGUUAUUAUAUCUAUUUUUUUUUCAUAUCUUUGUAAAUUAUUCUCAUGUUUGCUCACGUUUUAAAGCAAUGUUUUCAUAAAUCCUCCAGGGAUGCUGCCCUGAGCUUAAAGCCACGCUGUAUCAGUAAUUCUAGCAAAGAUUAAGGCCAGAUUCAUUAAACAGAAUAAAGUUAUUUUCAAACAGUAAUUUAAAACUGUUUCCCCUCUAAUCUCCUCAUCUGGACAUCCUCCCCUGAUUCUUUCCUUCCAGCAGGAGGCAUGUUAUCACAGGACAAUGUGAUCAUUUCGUUCUGCUGCAUGCAAGACUCCAGAUUUAUAUUGUUAAAAAUUGCAAUUUCUACUGGGAUGCAAAAUGAGAUCUUCUUUAUUUGUAAACCUUGAAAUUCGAUAAAUCUUCGACUCUCGAGCCAGUUCUCAGGAACUGACUUUGGAGUCAAUUCAAGCACUUUCGGGAAAACGAGUUUAUGAAAAAUGAAAGUGUGCACUGUGAACAUAACGUGUCAUUUCACCCCAAGUGCAUAUAAAAACGAACUGGCUCUCUCUCCAGUUAAUGGUGGUUAAUUUUCCCAUCACUUGCACUUCUCCCUGAGGGUACAGCAGUUUCUCUAAACCAGGUAUAGCUCUGGGACCAGUAACAUUAAAACUUGACGUCAGUCCUGUCAAUGACUGCACACACCUGCUCUGUUUCCGAUGGGUAUUUGGCACUAUCAUAAGCUUUAUAUUUUGCAAUAAAAUUUUUAGCCCUCAACCCGCAGCGUGUUCGCACAAGAAUGUGAACACACUUUGUGGGCAAGCGCAGACAUAUAGAGAGAUCACAAAGAUCCGAACAAGUGCCAAGAAUUAGUCCUGACUCGCUGUUUAUUUAUGACUCUGCUCUUGUUCGGUACCAGUGGGCAAUAAGUGUCUGUUAUCAUUUCCACUUGAGAAAGCUCUUAUCAUCAAGUCUCAGCAGAGUCAUUCAUUAAACUGCUCACAGAUCUAAUCGCUAAUGUUCUUUGUGAACUUAACAUUGAGAAAAAAGGGGUUCAAAAGGGUACACGGGCAUGGCUGCAAAGUAAGCGGCUUGUUUUCCACCAGAGUCAGUCAUUUACAUUCAAAGUUAAAUGAGCGUGACAUAUCACUCAACAAACAAAAACAUUAGAUUUUUCUGUGCGAUGUAAAGCCUGAGACCAGAAGGCCAAAUCUAUGAAUUUGCUCAUAUGAUCACAUAAUAAUCUAAGUCUUAAUCUUUUUUUCUUUUUACUUUUCUCCCUUCUUCUUUUACACUUGUUACUUUCACAUUAUUAAUGUUCUGCUUUUACCUUUACUCAUCCUCUGGGAUUAUCACAAAGAGCCAAGUUUUUGUCUUCAUAAGCAAGUUUGCAUUUGUUGGAAAUGGUAUUUGGCAGUAAAACAGAACCCCUGAGCUCCGAAUGAAUGACAAAUCAGAGCAGAGAAGGUUGUGAAAUAGUAAACAGUACAUUCCUAAUGUGGGCAAUUUGUGCUAACUAUGAGGUUUUUUGCAUAAGAAAACUGCAAUUAUAGUGGACUGCAUGUUAAACAUAUGUAUGUGCAUGUACGGGGGGGGGUUGGCCCACCUCCCUGCUUAUUCUCUUUCCUAAUCUCUCCACCAGAGAAAUAAAAGUUCCCCAAAGUCGUUA